This is a messenger RNA of Betta splendens (Siamese fighting fish), 2397 nucleotides long. RefSeq names its product dopachrome tautomerase (gene dct). Gene Ontology annotation, cellular component: melanosome. Bases 599 to 2239 code for a protein of 546 amino acids. Gene Ontology annotation, molecular function: dopachrome isomerase activity; oxidoreductase activity. The transcript has 7 exons. Gene Ontology annotation, biological process: melanin biosynthetic process from tyrosine; developmental pigmentation; positive regulation of neuroblast proliferation. The record is from RefSeq and is a predicted model, not a curated record. NCBI's taxonomy places the organism in Eukaryota, Metazoa, Chordata, Actinopteri, Anabantiformes, Osphronemidae.
CGCCUGCAGAUCCACUCACAUGUUUGUGUUUUUAAUUCAUGCGUAAUUCAUGUUUUUUCAUUAAUGUCUGGUUCAUACAUCAGUGUUAUUUUGAAGUUUGUAUUUGAACAAAUGUCCGUAUACGUAGCCUGACAAUCUGCUCUGCUUCAGGCAAAUCCAAAGUCGAGGCUUUUUUAAAAUUCUGAGUGGGAAAUUAGGCACAAAGUGUCUGUACAAAGUGUCUAUACAACGUUUGUCCCCUUUGGCAGUUUCUUGGUAUUUAUCCAUAUCUUAGUCCGGCUCACAGCUCUGCUGUCAGGUGAUCAUCACAAGACCCGUGGCUUAAUCCUCCCCAUUCUACAAAAGCAGGAAGAGAAAUUAGAGGCUUUCUCUUGAUGUGCAUGUAACCAACUGGAACACAGCGUUAUUUGGCUCUAAGUGCUGUUUACACAGAUGUUGACGUUAUCGCUAAAUUUAAUUUGAAGGUACACAGCGGGGGGCCGUGGCUGAGGGAGAUUCCACACUCCUCUGGGGGAACUAAUUGGCGGUUUAACUGCAGAAAGUUGAUCUCCGAACUGAUUCGUUUCACCGCCGACCGGAGGAAACAAACAGGUGGAACAUGAGGCGCGUGCUGGCGCUCGGUGCGCUUUGUCUCCUCGCCUGGCCGGAACCCGCCGGGGCUCAGUUUCCCCGCGUGUGCUGCACCGUGGACGGGAUCCUGUCCAAGCGGUGCUGCCCGGCUCUGGGCGCCGAUCCGGCCGACGUGUGCGGGGUCCUGUCGGGCAGAGGGAGCUGCUCCGCCGUCCGCGUCGACACCAAACCCUGGAGCGGACCCUACAGCCUGAGAAACGUCGACGACCGGGAGCGGUGGCCCACCAAGUUCUUCAACCAGACCUGCAGGUGCACAGGUAAUUUCGCCGGCUACAACUGUGGUCAGUGCAAGUUCGGCUGGACCGGGACCGACUGCGACCAGAGGAGAGCGCCCGUGGUGCGGAAGAACAUUCACGCCCUGACGCCAGCGGAGCUCCAGGAGUUCCUGAGCGUUCUGGACCGGGCCAAAACCACCAUUCACCCGGACUAUGUCAUUGCCACGCAGCACUGGCUGGGGCUCCUGGGUCCCAACGGAACCAGCCCUCAGAUCGCCAACAUCUCCAUCUACGACUUCUUUGUGUGGCAACAUUACUACUCAGUCCGAGACACUCUGCUGGGUCCAGGUCGUCCAUUCAAAGCCAUUGAUUUCUCCCACAAAGGGCCGGCCUUCAUCACCUGGCACAGGUAUCACCUCCUGAGCCUGGAGAGAGAGCUGCAGAGGCUGACUGGCAACGAGAACUUCGCCAUCCCUUACUGGAACUUCGCCACGGGGCAGCGGGAGUGUGACGUGUGCACCGACUCCCUGCUGGGCGGCCGAAACCCAGACAACCCCUCGCUGAUCAGCAGCCAGUCCAGGUUCUCCAGAUGGGGGGUGGUGUGUAACAGUCUGGACGACUACAACCGCCUGGUGACGCUCUGCAACGGCACCAAUGAGGGGUUCAUUCAAAGGGGCGCGAUAGAGAGCAGCAGCAUGUCCAUGCCCACCAUGAACGACGUGAGAAGCUGCCUCGGCAUCAGGAACUUUGACAGCCCUCCCUAUUUUACCAACUCCUCCUUUAGUUUCAGAAACGCUCUGGAAGGAUAUGAAAAGCCGGACGGAGAACUGGACGACUCGGUCAACAACCUCCACAACCUGGUCCACUCCAUGCUCAACGGAACCAGCGCCCUGUCCCACUCCGCUGCCAACGACCCCAUCUUUCUGGUGCGAUCGGGCACUUUCCUCACUUUGUGCCACUUUGGAGUCGUUCCCUUCUUAAAAAACUCACAACUUCCUCUUUGCUUUGCUUCGCAGGUGCUUCACGCGUUCACCGACGCCAUUUUUGACGAAUGGAUGAGGAGGUUUGUUCCGUCCAACGCCACCUUCCCAGAUGAGAUGGCCCCGAUCGGUCACAACAGGAACUACAACAUGGUUCCCUUCUUCCCACCCGUCACCAAUGAGGAGCUGUAUAUUAGGUCUGAGCAGCUGGGAUACUCCUACGCCAUUUCACUUGAUGAUGCCGACGGUGGGCCGUCCGUGUUCGUGCUGGGCUCCACUCUGGGGGGGGUCUUCGUCGGGCUCCUGGUGCUGCUUCUUAUCUUCGUGCUCUACCUGCGUCAGCGGAGAAACAGAGGCUUUGAGCCCCUGAUAAAAGCCGACUUCACCAAUAGGAAGUACACAGACGAAGCCUAGGUUUCACCAACACAUUCGCUCAAUCAGGCAAGCGAAUCCUGUACAGUCAAGCAAUGAGGUGUCCACGUCCUCAUUAUUAAUUUACACAAAGAAUCAUCGGAAUAAAUAGUGAGCGUCGUGUGAAAUCAAAAUAAAUGUUUACUUAAACUGAGGUUAUA